Messenger RNA from Salvelinus sp. IW2-2015, 1100 nucleotides. The record is from RefSeq and is a predicted model, not a curated record. NCBI's taxonomy places the organism in Eukaryota, Metazoa, Chordata, Actinopteri, Salmoniformes, Salmonidae.
ACUCACUCACUCAAAUCUUUUUUGUUUCCUGAAGUGGACAUCUUGCUUCUUGCCAAUGAAACUGGAUUGAACAUCACAGAGAUAGAAGAGUCUUUGGUUAACCUCACAUCCAUCACUGAUUUGCUGAGGCCUGUCCUGCCUUCCAUCACUCCUCCCAUCUCUGUGGAGUCCUCAGGCUCCGCAGAGAUUCCCAGCGGAUCGUCUGGUCUGAGUAGUGAAGAUCCGUCCGGCUCGGGGCUGAGUGGAGACGGAUCGGGAAUAACGGUCACCUUCUCUUCAGGGAGUGGCAGUGUUUUAUCCGGUUUGGGCUCUGGGGGUCCUCAGGAGGCUGGAGAGGGAAUCACUGGGAUCCUCACCUUCCCCUCAGAAAUGGGAUUGGGAAUGUUCAGUGGCAGUGAGUUCCUGUCGGGAUGGGGAAGUGGCUCCGGUGUCAGUUCUGAGGAGAGCGGCUCUUCGUCUGACAGYUCCAGCAGCUCUGGGGAAAGUGGGGGGUGGUCUGGAAUGUCGUCCGGCUCCAGCUCUAGUUCCAGUGAGGAGUUGUCUGGAAUGUCGUCCGGCUCCAGCUCUAGUUCCAGUGAGGAGUUUUCCGGAUUUCCCUCAGGAUUCUUUCCCUCAGGAUUCUUUCCCUCAGGAGGCUCCAGUGGUCAUUCGGGAGAGGAGUCGGGAAGCGGAGACACUCAGGUCCUGCUGAUCGAUGGGAAACUGAUGGAGGUUUCCACCUCUCACACACACAAAGAGAAGGAGCUGGGUGGAGGGGGCCUGGAAUUCAGCGGUUCGGCCUCAGGCAGCAGCGGCUCAGGGUUCUUCCCUGAUGUGACCUUCUUGGGGUCAGGGUUUACCGACCUCACGGGGUCAGCCUCAGGGGAACAGGAGGCCUCUGGGUCUCUCCACUACGGCUCCGGAAGCGGUGAUAUCAGCGGUUCGGCCUCAGGCAGCAGUGGCUCAGGGUUCUUCGCCGAGUGUGAACUUCUUUGGGUCAGGGUUUACUGACCUCACGGGGUCAGCCUCAGGGGAACAGGAGGCCUCUGGGUCUCUCCACUACGGCUCCGGAAGCGGUGAUAUCAGCGGUUCGGCUCAGGCAGCAGUGGCUCAGGGUUCUU